This is a messenger RNA of Gasterosteus aculeatus aculeatus (three-spined stickleback), 1609 nucleotides long. RefSeq names its product germ cell associated 1 (gene gsg1). Gene Ontology annotation, cellular component: plasma membrane. NCBI's taxonomy places the organism in Eukaryota, Metazoa, Chordata, Actinopteri, Perciformes, Gasterosteidae. The record is from RefSeq and is a predicted model, not a curated record.
GUGUGUGUGUGCGACUGCUGGGGUCGCAUCAUACACAAUGACACUCUGCUCACAGAGGUCAUCGCGUAACUGCCCAAAUCCUCUCACUAUCUGAAGCAGAGUGCAGGGGAGAGCAGGCGGGUGGAGGAGUUGGGCCGGAUGCUCCUUCCACCUUUCACGCUUCACUUGAUGAGGGAACUGAAGACAAAGUAAGAGAGGCUGUAGUAGCCCGAGCCUUCAUCUAAACCCCUUCGCCAUGGCUUUCCUGCAGCAGAUGCGUUCCCCUUGCCUCUCCUUCCUCCAGACCGUUGUGUCCCUCUUCACGGGGGGCAUCGCCCUCAUGUCCCCCUACUGGUGCACGGGUCGGCAGAAGGUGCCCAAGCCCCUCUGCUCGCCCGUCAAGCACAUUGACUGCAUCCCCGUUCCCGGCAUGUCCAACUCCUCCACCAUCCAGUUCUCCUGGGAGACCGGGGACGACCGCUUCGUCUUCCCCGUCUUCCACACGGGCCUGUUCCUCAUCUGCGAGGAGGACAUCUACGCAGACGCAUCGGAGGAGAAGUGUCGAGGAUUUUAUACGUUGACUCCGGGAUCUGAAAAAGCGAUGAUGUGGCUGGCUCUGUCGCUGGAGAUCAUGUAUGUGAGCCUGCUGUUGAUCAGCUGCACGCUGCUGUCUGUGCAGCUGUGCAUCAGGGCCUGCUGCCCCUCCACGCAGCGCUGGGGCUGGCUGCUCAACGCCUUCGCCGCCAUCUUCACCGUCCUGGGAGGUCUGCUGGGGAUGGUGGGUCACAUGAUGUUCAUGCAGGUGUUUCAGACCACGGCCUCAAUGGGACCGGAAGACUUCAAGCCUCACAGCUAUGGCUACUCAUGGGCGUUCUACGUGGCCUGGUUCGCCUUCACCGUCUGCAUGUCAGCCGGCGUCUCCACCCUCAACAACUACACCAAGAACGUGCUGAUGGUGGGCCCCAGGCACAGCUCCAGCCUCAACGCCUGCAGCUUCAACUUCGUGGGCCUCCUGCCGCCUUACUACACCGCCGGGCACCCGGGCACCGCCCUGACCUGUCCCCGUCCCCGCCCCGGAUCUCCCACCUGUCUCCGUACUACGAGGCCCCCGCAGGCAUCAAACGGGCCUCCUCGUGGAGGCCCGCCCACUUCCCUCCGCCAACGUCCCGCCCAGCGCCUGCAUCCCCGUUCCAUCGCUUCUCCCUCCCCUCUCCGUCGCCGCCCCCGUUCCUCUCCGUCCACGUGCCGCUGCCAGGACACCACCAGAACCGCUACGGGCCGGAGGAGGACUACAGCCCACUUUGACCUUCUGCAUAUGAUUUUCUGGGACUGGGGGAGCUGUGGUCAUCUGGGCAAUCAAGUCAACGGUCUGAAUUUACACUGUUAGCAGGUCAGUGACCCGGAGAAUGAGAUUGAUUAGAAUUGUUCAUUUCUAAUAAAGCCGCAGAGCAAAUGAAGAAGACAACAUUGUUUAGUAAACUGAUUAUAAGAAAUUAUCCAUAAACUGUAUCAUCUAGAAACAUCAGUUGUACUUGUGUAUAUAGAAAGCAUCAGCAGUUGUCAUAUUUUGAACGGACAUCUUGUUUUGAAUAAUGCACAAUACUUUAAUAAAUUCAACCUUCAGACUGAC